This is a messenger RNA of Exaiptasia diaphana, 1957 nucleotides long. RefSeq names its product heart- and neural crest derivatives-expressed protein 2. Gene Ontology annotation, biological process: developmental process; regulation of transcription by RNA polymerase II. The transcript is spliced from 2 exons. Bases 253 to 678 code for a protein of 141 amino acids. NCBI's taxonomy places the organism in Eukaryota, Metazoa, Cnidaria, Anthozoa, Actiniaria, Aiptasiidae. The record is from RefSeq and is a predicted model, not a curated record. Gene Ontology annotation, molecular function: protein dimerization activity; DNA-binding transcription factor activity, RNA polymerase II-specific; RNA polymerase II transcription regulatory region sequence-specific DNA binding.
AGACUGAAAUUGGAAAGAAAAAAAAUGGAAUGCUUGGUGUUCUUCAAUUCGGGGUAAAAAUACCAAGAGGUUAAAAAAGUCUUAUCAUGCGCACUCCUCUUACUGCCCUCUAAUUGGAUGAUGUCUUUGAAAGCGAUAAGGUAGAUUAAUGAUGAGUAAAUGUCUGUCCUUUUCCUAUGAUUUGAAAUCAGAUGUCUUGUGCUGCCUAUCAUAGAGUGACCAAGGUUACACAAUAAUCGCUCUCCAGUCGCAAUGCUAAGAAACGACAGUGUUGAUGAGAGUUCAGAAGAUACGAUAAUCGAACGUGAGGAACCAUCCGACGACAACCCACCAAAGCAGCGAAAUCUCGCCAAUAGAAAGGAAAGAAAACGCACCCAAACAAUGAAUUCAGCCUUUGAGGAUUUAAGGCAGCACAUACCCAACGUCCCUGUAGAUACGAAACUGUCAAAGAUAAAGACUUUACGACUCGCUAUCAGCUACAUAAGAUACCUAAUGGAAGUCCUAGAAGAAAGUAAGGACGGUAAACCGUGCACAAAGAAAAGCUUCGUUGUAGAAAUGGCUUUACAAAGUGACAUGAAGGAACGACGUCGACGUGAUCAGUCGAGCGGUGAAUUAGCUCCAAGAAAACGUGGUCGAACGGGAUGGCCACAGCAAGUUUGGGCAAUGGAAUUACGAUGAUAUUUGAAUGUAAAUGUAUUGAACUGAGAAGAACGAGCCUACUUUACCAUGUGGUAUGAUCUGGCUUCAUCGACGCCUACUGUAAAUUGACACAAAGCAUGGAGCAUGGAAAACUUCUCACACCCAACACCAUUCAUGAACAAAUACGGUAUUUAUAUGACAAACACCUUUAUACCAUGCCUUCUAACAAAGAUGGGGCUAGACGAAUGGAUUAACUCAUCGGUAUAAUAUAGAUUUAGAUAAACGAUUCUCCCUAAUCGCGAUUGAUACGUACACUUGUCGAUAUCAAAAAUGGAUCUCUAGAAAACACACAUUUGAACGAUUCAUUUUUUUACAAAAUCAAAUUCAAAAGAAAUAGUCUAUACCUUCAUUCAUUUAUCCCAAUGAGUCGAGACAUUGAUCAGAGGAAAUGCUAUGAAAUUUAUAGAUGUACAUAUUAUAAAUGAAAAUAUGAGAAUUUCUUGCUUUUCCAUAAGUACAUAUUCAGAUUUCAACUGUAACUAAAUCAUAGUCUAGUGUCUAGUGGAUUCUAGUCGUUAAAUUUGUUCCAACACUGAGUUUGCAAAGGGUAUCCUCUGAACUCAUAUUUCACUGAAUUGUCUUUGAGUGAUUGUGAGGCAUACACGCUAUAAACAUCGAUUACACCUCACAAUAUUAAACAGCAAAAUGUUCACAUUAAGGAAUGGUGUUUUUGAGAUUUGUAUCAAGCUUUGAUGCAAGUGUUUCGUUGUUCAGUUUGAGAGCAAAGCAGAGCAAACUGAGUAGUAAUCAUAUCAUGUCGCCGGAUUGUUCGUAAUGUAGUGGUACACAGCAUAGCAGAAGUUUUGUUCGUUAGUGUAAUACAAUGAGGUUUAACCAUGAUUAGAAUAUCUCACUACCCUACUAUAUAUAUAUCUCUUUGUAUUACAAGAUAAGCUGAUAAAAGUGAUAUAAUAUCAUGUACUGGUUCUCGGAAACCAAAGUGCGCUAGGAACCCCCUGUUCAAUCGGUUAUCAUCCGUCGACAAAGCGGAUUAUAACUCUUGUACGUGACUAACGCUGCCUCCAUACAUAAUGCUAUCUAAAAAAAGAGUUGCAAUCCAAGGUUAUAUAUUGUCCUUAAUACAAGAUAUAUAUCGCCAAAGUAGCGGGAAAUCUUAGGAAUCAAAUGAGGACGCAUAAGAUCAUUAUGGUGUUUGAUCCCCAACAAUUCUACAAAAUCUGGAGAACAAUUAAAACGUUGUUGUCACAAAUUGAUAGACUUUUUGGACUUUGUGGUAAAAUACAUCUGAAAAUUGGUU